Messenger RNA from Drosophila suzukii, 1250 nucleotides. RefSeq names its product boophilin-H2. Gene Ontology annotation, molecular function: serine-type endopeptidase inhibitor activity. The record is from RefSeq and is a predicted model, not a curated record. NCBI's taxonomy places the organism in Eukaryota, Metazoa, Arthropoda, Insecta, Diptera, Drosophilidae.
UUGUUCGAGGUUUCAAGUCGAGUUCGCGACUCGCCGUUUAGUCAGUGACCAAGUGUGUGGUGAACCAAAUCCGUUUCUUCUGCCAUUAAACAUUAUUUUGAAAAUUGCGCUGACAAAGUCCAAGGAAAGAAGCAUUAGAACCCUGUAUACUGGAGUAUUCCCUAUCUGCAUCAGGAAUUGGCAACAACUGCAACAAAGAAUCGAUCGCUUUUUUUCGGCUGGGCUCUUGCACUCUAGAUUAAAAAACCCAUAAAAUAUAGCAGAGUAAAGAAGCAAGUAAAAAAGUAGAGAAGCAGACGGAUCGGCCGAUCAUCUAUAUACUAGAGGCUUUCAAUCACUGUGGAAUCGGACACAUUCCGUACUGCCUCUUAUAUAUGGCGACGAGCGGCUGCUGCGCAUUUGUGUUUGUCCUGAACCAGAUUGACAUCAUCGGUGCCAGGGAGCAAAGUAGAACUGCAAUACGGAGCUGACCAACUUGAGGAGAUAUCGAGGAUAAUCCAGCGGAACUGUCAUCUUAAAUUCUAAAAAAAUGGCCUCCCACAGUCAGUUGAGAAUAACCGUUUGGCUCUGUGUGGUUUUAACCAUAAUCCUGGAUCAACAAUUCACCGCAGAGGCUCGCGUGCGAGAUCUGUGCCAGAUGGUGCCGAGCACUAAUGGAGUCUGUGGACCUACUACCGUGGGAAUCUAUUACGAUCCUGAGUUGCAACGUUGUCAAUACAAGGGCUGCAGCAACAGAAGACUCUUUGGAAGUCUGGAAGAUUGCGACAAGAUUUGCAACAAUCCGCGACACGUGAAGCGCCGCAACCAAGCAAAGGCCAACGAAACUUCGCAUUGAAAACACAAUAUAGAAACAUAGGGAACUGUUGUUAAUUUUAAAUAUGCUUGAAAAAUAUUCUGACUGAGUUUAAAAUGAACCAAGCUUGCAAAUUUGAGUGUAGAACUGGAGUUUUUUAUAACUACCUUGCAUACCCUUUGUUAAGCAGCAAGCAUGUGUUCGCUCCGUUUAUAUAUUAUAUAUAUCUACAAUUCUUCUACAUUUAAACGGAACUUAAAAUUUAAGGAUAUUUUUUUAGUUUUUAAUUUAACUUUAGCUUGAUAUUCAAACUUGUAAAUUUAACUUUUGCAGCAUAACUUGAUUUUAAGUAUUAAAAUACAUACGAUUAAUUCAAACCAACGAACUACUUAUCUAAGACGUUAUCUCAGUAAUGCAACAUUGAAUGUAUAUUAUGUAAUAUAAACAUCAGUUCGUA